Asterias rubens (European starfish) is the source of this 5704-nucleotide messenger RNA. Its product is annotated as heterogeneous nuclear ribonucleoprotein M-like. The transcript is spliced from 15 exons. The coding region runs from base 241 to 1662 and encodes 473 amino acids. Gene Ontology annotation, molecular function: mRNA binding. Gene Ontology annotation, cellular component: cytoplasm; nucleus. NCBI's taxonomy places the organism in Eukaryota, Metazoa, Echinodermata, Asteroidea, Forcipulatida, Asteriidae. The record is from RefSeq and is a predicted model, not a curated record.
AAUAUUCAUACCACAUCAAUAGCUGUGAAUUUCAGUUUAUCGGGGGACGAUCAAUAUCAUCCUUCUUCCCGAGCUAAGUCCACACGAAGGUCAGUGGGUGCUGGGGGCCGGGUGGAACGAGGUUGAAACUUAAUGCUUCGCUGUGUUUUGGUGGUUGGGACAAUUACAAAAACACGGAGUGGAUAUCGAUGUUCAGCAGUUAUUUGGCCCAUUGAAGAAUAACAUUACGGGGAAGGUAAAAUGGAGGGAUAUGAUAGCACUGAGUAUGAGGACAAUCAGCCAUCCGCAAUGGAGGAGACAUGUGAAGACACAGGCAGAAAUAAUACCAAUGGAAAGAAGGGCUCUUAUGAAAACGUGCCCAGAAUGGGUCUGCAAGGCAAGAGGUCUCGUAUUAGAUUUCAACCCUACAAAGGGCUCGGCACAAGAACAUACAAGAACUCUGUCUUUGUAAGCAACAUUGCAUAUGAGUUGACUGAGAAGCAAUUCAAAGAGCUCUUUGAAGAUAAAGUUGGAAAAGUGAGCUUUUGUGAAAUAUUUCCUGAGCCAGAUGGACUUUCAACGGGGUGUGGGUGUGUCGAGUUUGAAAAUGAAGAAGACGUUGAGAAAUCAACAAUUGUACUAAAGAAAUUCCAGGUGCAAGGCAGGGGUCUCAUCGUCAGGGAUGAUCGAGAUUUGACGUUCAGUUCACGGUACAGACCACAAGCCGCCUACAACCAACAACAACAAUAUCAACAACCGCCCUCCUCGAUCGUCAACCCCCAAGUCCUGCAUGGACUCGGUAUUCAAAAUGAUGAAGUAUCCGAAACCAUCUUCAUAGCUAAGCUUGCCGAUGAGGUGGAUCUACGGAAGUUGAAGGACGUGUUCUCAUUGGCUGGUUUGGUCAUGAACUGCGACAUCUUAAGAGAUAAUGAAGGGUUGAGUAUCGGCCUGGCAACCGUCACUUUUUCCUCUUGUGAGGAGGCAGUCAAUGCUGUCUCUAUGUUUGACAACCAACCUCUCUUCGAUCAGAAAAUGGCUGUCCGAAUGAAUAAGAUCAAGAAGCCACAGGAUUCUGCCAGUCGACUGCCCACUGAACUACCACAGGGACUUGGGUCCAUCGGAGCGAACCUUCUGGCUAGAGAGGGUACGGCUGCAGGAGGGGAUCGGCCAUUGAACAGUCUAAUGGGAGAUGGGGCAAUGGGUGGGACUCUGGGCGUUGCCAGCAUGUAUGGCAACAGAGUGCCUGACUAUAACAGGGGAGGAGGGCACGGUUUUGACAGACCAUACAUGCCAUACGGAGUGAGCCGGAUUGCCACGAACAACAGAGGAUAUGACAUGACCCCUGACACGGGUUACCCGGCGGACACUAGAGGGGGUUUCGGCGGUGGUCCCAUGAGGGGAUAUGAUGCUCACAGAGAAUCUCAACAACCCUCAGCAGAUGGACGGACACAGGUGUUUGUCAGAAAUCUUUCUUCAGAUCUCACUUGGGAGGAACUGAAGGAUUCAUUUAAGAAAGUCGGACCGGUUUACUUUGCUGAAAUUAAGAAAGAUAGCGAUGGCACCUCAAGAUGCAUCGGCACAGUCAAGUUCUUCAACCCUCUCCAUGCCCAGCAAGCCAUUUUGUUACUGAAUGGAAGUGUCCUGAAGGGGCGACGUAUUGGAGUCACUAUGGGUCGGUUCUAAGUCAAAGUUCCAACGGGUUUAGUAUUAGGUCGAUUGAUCUCCAGGUGUUGGUUUCGUAACCAUUUCCUCCUGUCUGACCAUUCAACAUCAUUCACUGUUGGUUUUUAACUGAUAAACACACUAUUAAAGCCAUCCUGCAAUCCGUUAGUUCUGUGUAUGGUCGUCUCAAAUGGUUGGUCUACUCGCUGAAUAAUGGGACCAAUAGUAGGAGGGUUAAUAGUAAUGAACUGUUGAAUCGUAGUCAGCAUACAGGUCCUGUGACUCUGCUAGGGUCAAAAUGUUAGGCCAUUUUUGGCAGGUCAUGAGAGUUGUCUCUUUUUUCAUCAAAAGAAAUUGCUGUGUCUGUUUAAACAAUAAGUUUACUGUUUUCUAUUUUAAGUUACUUUGUUCUUUGAUGUCGAAGGAUUUUAACCUCUUUCUGUCGAUACUAAUAACAAUAAAGCGGAAUUAAUAAAUGGUUAGAGUUAGGGUUACCAAACGUAUCUAUUAAGAGCCUCGAAGGGCUUUGCUAGUACAAUUUAGAAAAAAGCCAAAGAACAGUAGGAUAAAAGCAACACAGCAAAAAUAACAACACUCACAAUUUAACAGUAGUCGGUCUUAAAAGUACUUGGGGUUUCUUUUAGUACACAUAUAUUUUUUUAUUAUAAAUUUGUAGUCAAGGGAAGAAAGUUUUUUAUGAAGGGUUUCUAAUGCUCGGCAUUUCUGUAUGUUUAUUGAAAAUUUAAAAGGUAACAACCCUGUAAUGUUUACAAAAGCUGUGUUCAAAAACAAUCAGUGAGCUUGUAGUGUUGAGGCAAAGGCCCACAAGUUGUGUCUGUACUUUCCAAAGGUAGUCAAAAAACUGCUUUUUGGUUUUUAGCUCACUUUGUUUAUGAUGAAAGUCACAUUUUAGCAUUGGAAUUUUACCGGUGAAAUUCACCAAUCUUUAAAUUUCAAGCAGGUCCACAGGUUGUGUCUGUAUUUGUAAAAUAUUUUAAUUCACAAUAGAAGUCGAAAAGUGUUUUCUGGUGAGCUCACUUUGUCAAUGAUAAAAGUCACUAUUUUUGGCGUAGAACUUUUUAUAUUUUUUGCAAGAGGAAAUCUUGCAAUCUUUAAGUUUCAACCAGAAAAUGUUUGCAUUGAUCAUGAGGUCUCAUCAAUAUUUUCCUAACGUAAAAGCCCUGUCAAGUUUGUAACUGUCGAUACGUUAGAAUCGUUAUUUGUAAGGUUAUUUCGUUUUCCAAGAAAGUCACUCCAAACACUUCUUGCAUCAUCAAAAACUUAAAAAUUACAAAUUUGUGGAAGUCAAUUAAAAGUUUGUUUGGUCUGAACCAAAAUGUGAAAGACGGUUUUUCCUCCCCAUGAAUGUCAAGGUCAUUGUAUAUUUGUGAGAUCCUUGUGUAGUAUAUAAAAACCCAUGUAGAAAGUCCCCAUAUUUCCAGGUUUUGGUAAAGGAAACCUUUUAAAAGCGGUCCUGGUUGGUUUCAAUGCUUUUUCUUGCUAUGCAUCAUGUAUUGUCAUCAAUUGCCCCAAUAAACCUGGGCAAAGUUCAUAGCACUCCUUAUUCCAAAUUUCCCUGCUAAUUAUAACUCCAUAGCUGAUAAGCAAGGAAAUUGGAUGGUCAGCUUGCACGCUCCCCGAAGAUUUGUAUUGUUACAUCAUUCAUUUUCAUACAGUAAGCGAAGGUGUGCUUACGGUUAGCAGGGCUAUGAACUAAAAACUUGCACAGUAGGCCUAAGCACAAAUUCUGCCAUUGAGUAGCUCAAUGAAAUUUGGCCAAGACAUUAUCUUGGUUGUGUCAUUUUGGGAGUCAUCAUCAUUAUGUGUGAGGCAUUGCAAAUUUUAGACAGCGACUCCCAACAUUGUGAGAGUGGCAUGGUCACAGCAAGGGUUACAGGUUUGUCCACCAUACCAUGUUUUGCAACUAAUAGUUGAGCUUUCUUUUUUGUACACAAGUUACAGGUUUUUUUGUUGUUACACCUUGUACUUGUCUCAUACCAACAAAAUAGUUGUUAUGGUUUGUCAGGCUACAUUCUGUCUUGUCAGGCUACAUUCUGUCUUGUCAGCAUUGCAAGGGUUUUUUGUUUGGUUACAAAGGUUCAUUGUUGUCCUAGUACUUCUGGAUUGACAGAGAGGUUUUCUGCUCGGUUGUAUGUUUUUGUUACUGGUUUGUCACGUUACAUCAUGUCACGAUUUAACUACGGUAUUGAAACUUUUACCUGCAUGGUUCUACGGUUAUGGGCUUCUCACACUAAACCAUAUGUUGUCGGAGAGUUUCCUGUUAUGGUACAUGUCUUCUUGUUACCAAUACAUGGGUUACCCACAUUGUGACUAUGGUCACAUCAUGUCUUGUAACCAAGGAAAGUGUGUCCUCUGGUACAAGUUUGUAACCAUCCAUUCAUGCCUCCGUUAGUCUUGUGCAGGGUUUCCUACACAAUGUCACAGUCUUUUGGUUACAAACACAUGGUUUAAUUAUUCUAUCAUGGAACAGUGAAUGGUGUGUCAACUUUCGUUAAGGAAGAAUGGGUCUUUGUUAGAACAUUUUGUCUUCUAGUGGGAGUUCAAGGGUCAAGGGAAUUGUGUCGUUCAGGUGUUGAAAAUCCAGAGGAGAAGAAGUUGGCGUGGAUGUGCAGCAACGAAUGGUUCUUUUUGAACGAAUAUUCAUCGAGUGGGACAGGUAAGUAGGAUAUCAGCAAUUUGUCUGUAAGGGUAGGUAUAUUCACAUAUGCAUAUUUCUCAAACUUUCUUUGCAGUUGUGGAGUAGUGCUAUAUAUUGUUUCUUAAAAGGCGAGUAAAAGUGUUGCCUAGGAAUUUUGGGUGGUUAUUAUUUGAUACAAAAAGUCUACCGAUUGUAUUGUGGGAGAUCCGAUAGUCGCUAGCUAGAACCAUGACCUUUGUAUUCUAGAGCAGAUGUCUGACCACUAGACCAUGAAAUUGCCCCGGAUCUAGAGGCAGCUCUAAUCCUAGCAGCGGGUACGGCAACAUUAUAACCGACUUUAAACAUGCUAAGUACAUGUAAGUAAGGUUUGCAGUGACACUGUGUAAGAAAUCUCUUUUUGAGUAGUGGUGGCUCUAAAAGAACCAUUUUGAUCAGUAAAAGCUCACAGCAGAGUCUAGCAUUCUCCAGCAGACGGUCAAAGUACACCAAUUGAAACAUCGAGUAGAAACCAGCUUCGGUCAGAGCCGCACACUCAAAGAGAUUCCCUUUAUGGUGUCACCACAAAACUUACUUGGCACUUCCAUUAAGGAAUAGACCUCAUGCUGCCUCCAUCUUGCAUGUACCUUGUGGUGAAUAACAAAUAAUGCAUGCUAAUAAUCAUUUUGCAAAUAGGAACCAGACUAUUUUGUUCUUCCAGCCUCGGUUUGGUAAUAUUGAGAAACUCAAGAUGGCUGCACCAUGAUAAAGGUCUAUAGCUCCAAGUCUUGCAUUAUCCCUCCCAAGCAGCCCUGGGGAAAAAACUUGCAUGCUGGACCCACUUGGCGGGACCAGAAGGCAGAUUGCUUUACAGGUAAAUGAAUGUGUUUGGGGCACAAUUCUAAUGGUAUGAACAGAUGUUCCCUGGACCCACACACGAAAGAUUGAAACAUUCUGAAAAUGAACACAUGCGAAGAUCAUACGUAUUCAAACGGUAUGAAGCUUGGAAUCGGUUUUACCCGUAUGCUGAUGUGUAUAAAGCACUGUACUUGGUACGCCCCCUCCCUCAAUCAUGUGAAAAGAAGUUAUUUGCGGUGAGUACACAUUUUAAUUAGGCCAAUUUGUAGUGUACAUAAUCUAUCUGAUGUUAAAUGACAGCUUUGUACAAUUUUCUUUUACGCAUUCUUAAAAUUUCCCUUAUCCAAGGUUUGACUAUGAUGAAAUGGGACAUUCAAUAAAUGUAAUGAGCAUUUACAACAAAAGAAGUUUGUGUAUUUGUAGUUUUAUUUGUUUGGAGUUGAACUUAAUCAUCUUUCUCAUUACUUGGGACUUUUCCUCUACUUUUUAAAGCCUGGUCAUUAUGUGCGAAUGCAAUAUGAAUUGGGGCUAAAUCAAUCACACAAACCAUCUCUGCCCUCACAGGUACCC